Lathyrus sativus (Indian pea) is the source of this 879-nucleotide messenger RNA. NCBI's taxonomy places the organism in Eukaryota, Viridiplantae, Streptophyta, Magnoliopsida, Fabales, Fabaceae. The record is from the annotation of a GenBank genome assembly.
AUGGGGAAAAGGGGUGUCGUCCGGCCAAAAAUUCAGGCGGAGGCACGCCGGAAGGGGUUGGAGAGGACAAUAAUCACACAAGCUACUGUAGUGCAAGAAGAUGAAAUCGUUAACAAGGAAAAACAAGACUCUACAUCGGUCAUACCAGAGGAACUCCUUACGCCGCCACCACAAAAGGAAGGUGAAGGUAUGUUGGAGACAACGAAUUUUGAACCAAAACAAGCGUUGGAGAAGGAAAAUGAAACGCAACAGAAACCUUGGGCUGAUGUUAUCAAAGGAAAUAGAAGUCUAAAUCAUGGAAUGAUGAUGGAGUUUGUGGCCCCAACAAUAGUGAAUGGUGAAGUCGAAAUUGAGAUUGAGGAAGCUGAUGUGGCGGAUGAACUAGAAUUUUGGGAGAACUCAAUCAUCUUAUCUGCAUUGGGGGAAACUCUUUCAAUGAAUGCGGUUAAGAAAUUUAUGGAAAUGAGUUGGAAUUGUGUUGCUCUUCCAGAACUCUAUUACAAUGAAGAAGGGUACUUUAUUAUGAGAUUCAGAAGCAAGGAAGAUAAUGAGAGUGUUAUGGCUCAAGGGUCUUAUUUCAUCUAUGGAAAGCCAUUAUUCCUCGGGCAAUGGUCAACUGCUUUUGAAAUGAGAGAGGAUUUGUUACGUGUUUUACCGUUAUGGAUAAUAAUGCCCAACUUGCCAUUACACUUGUGGGGGAAAGAAGUAUCUCUAAGAUCACAAGCGCUAUCAGUAGACCAAUCACAACGGAUGAAUGCACAACAAAGAAAAUUUGAAUCUUGUAUACUAGGGUUUUGGUGGAAUUUGACAUCACACAAAAACCUCGUGAAGUGGUGUACAUUAAGGAUCACAAAGGAAAAGUUUUGGAGCAGAAAAUAG